Vigna unguiculata (cowpea) is the source of this 2711-nucleotide messenger RNA. Its product is annotated as zinc finger protein JACKDAW-like. Lineage: Eukaryota; Viridiplantae; Streptophyta; Magnoliopsida; Fabales; Fabaceae. Gene Ontology annotation, molecular function: DNA-binding transcription factor activity. Gene Ontology annotation, cellular component: nucleus. The record is from RefSeq and is a predicted model, not a curated record.
AUAUUUUCGGCUUUUAAAGCAAACAAUUGGAGUUUGUGCUCACAUAUAUGUGUGCCAUAGCGCUACAAACACACAACCCUCCUAUUUCUUCAUAUUCAAAUCUCUGGUUUACUAGGCAAAAAGGCAAAACAAACCUCCCUCAAACACAAGACACAAAACGAUUGUGCGUGUGGUUUGUGUCUGUUUUUAUGUGUCCCUCUGUGUGUGACUGUGAAAGAGAGAGAGAGAGAGAGAGAGAGAGAGAGCGUGUGUGUAAUGUCCCUGUGGUGGCCCAUCUAAACAUAUGGCUCACCGUCUUUGAGGAUACAAGUAAAUAAGAUGAGAAAUAGACUAGUCUCAAGACCAAAGACAGCAAGAGAGAGAGAGAGAGAGAGAGAGAGAGAGAGUGAGUGAGUGAGUGAGACUGAGAGAUAAGAUAGAGGUGGAGUGUUAUCUACAACCAUCUUAUGGUUUAUAUGGGCUUUUGGUUUUAUCUUCAGAGAAACGAAAUCAAACAAACGAGAAACCAGAUCACCAGCAGUUGGAAGUUCAUGCUUUGCAUUAGUAUAUAGUUUCUUUUUCAGGCUUUAAAUAUUUUUGGUUUGAUUCAAGUUUUCGUUUAUGGCCUUUUCUUGUCUUUUGGCAGAACGAUAUAUAUAAAGCCAUCCACUCUCUUUAAAGAAUUUGGGUACCCUCCAAAAGAAUUUAUGUUCGUUUCUUGGCUUUAGCUACUCCAAAACCAUUGUUUUCUUCUUUGUACUGUCUGAAACCUUUGAAACUUCGCUGUUUGCUUCUGCUCACUGCUUACCCACCCAUUCCAAUAUACCCCAAAUCCCCAUUUCCCCCUUUUUUCUAAUAUGCAAAUGAUGCCCGGUGACCCCUUUUCCCUAUCCACUUCCAUCGGAGCCUUCACUCAAGAGCAAAACACAAACCCUAACCCUAAACCUAACCCCCCUCCCAAGAAGAAGAGAAACCUUCCAGGAACACCAGAUCCAGAUGCCGAGGUCAUUGCUCUCUCGCCGAAGACCCUCAUGGCCACGAACCGAUUCAUAUGCGAAAUAUGCAACAAAGGGUUCCAGAGAGACCAAAACCUUCAGCUUCACAGAAGGGGUCACAACCUUCCAUGGAAGCUACGACAAAGGUCCAACAAAGAGGUAAGGAAGAAGGUGUAUAUCUGCCCCGAACAAUCCUGCGUCCACCACGACCCUGCAAGAGCGCUCGGCGACCUCACCGGCAUCAAAAAGCACUUCAGCAGAAAGCACGGCGAGAAGAAGUGGAAGUGUGAGAAAUGCUCCAAGAAAUACGCAGUCCAAUCAGAUUGGAAAGCCCACACCAAGACCUGCGGCACUAGAGAAUACAAAUGCGACUGUGGCACCCUCUUCUCCAGAAAGGACAGCUUCAUUACCCACAGAGCAUUUUGCGAUGCCUUGGCAGAAGAGAGUGCGAGACUCACCUCAGUCACCUCAACAAAUCUAAAUUUCAAGAGCGAAGAGGGUGGUAAUGUGAUGAACUCGCAGGGUGGUUUGGGAGGGCAUGGACUAAUUGCAGCAGCAGCAGCAGCACAAAGUCUUCAAAACGUUUCUGGCAUUCCACAAUUCGGGCCACAUGGUUUUCGGUUGGAUUUUAAUGGAAUGGAACAACCAAGGCCUAGCUUGUCGCUGUGGUUGAACCAGGGGAAUCCCCAGAUGAAUAAUAAUAAUAAUAAUGGUAAUGUUAACGGCAACAAUAAUGGUCCCGAUGUGGGGCCCAAUUACAUGUCGUCAUGUUCUUCCUCAGGUUUGCCUGAUAUUGUGCAAAUGGCUCAGGCUAAUGGUUUGAUGGGUUCUACAUCGAUGGUGUCUAAUUUUGGGGUGCCUGCGGGUUCUAAUUCUACCAGUGCAAAUCUUUCUCUGUCGUCACUUCCUAUUGGAAAAAGAGGGGAAGCAGGUGGAACUGUAGUGGACUUGGCGUCUAUUUAUAACUCUGAGGGUCCAAACAAGAAUUCAAAGCCUGCUUCACCUAUGUCAGCCACUGCGCUUCUUCAGAAAGCAGCGCAGAUGGGUUCCACCAGAAGCACCAACCCUUCCAUUUUCAGUGGUAGUUUCGGUGUGAUGAACUCACCUUCCUCGCAAACUACCAGUCUCAAUAAUAACAACAACGCCGCUGCAGCCAUCAUGCUGCCAAGUAAUACCACUGCUGCACCUGAUUUCACCUCAUUGACGCAUUCACCAAACACUUUUGACCAACUCGUGAUGCAAACCAAUGCGCAGCUGCAAAGUGAGCCUGUCAAGUUAAAGCUUCGUUCAAGCGCCGCGGAGCACAAUUUGACAAGGGAUUUUCUCGGAGUCAGCGGAGGAGGAGGAGGAGGAGGAGGAGGAGGUGGUGGUGGUGGACCUCAGUUCCUACCCCAAGAACUUGCAAAGUUUGCUUCCAUGGGGUCGCCUAUGGGGUUGAGCCAUUUCACCAGCAACCAAUGAACUCGUCUGGUUUCUGAGCCUGUAAAAGAACAUCAAACCGAGAAGUGUGAGAGCUUGAUCGUGUUGUAGUGUGUGGGGACCCACUUCUUGAACGAAAAGAAAAGAGAAUAUCGAAUGCCACGAGUCAUGCAUGUUCUCCCUAUUGUUAUAUUGUUGUUUUAUCUUCUGUCUUAACCAUGUUAUCGUUUUUGGCUUCUCUUCCUUGAGAGAAACGAAGGGAGGCAUAAAAUAAUGAAAGAAAUUCUUAGUAAAACGCAGAAAACUAGCAGUUACACA